CCACGCUCAGCAGUCGUAGAGUGGAUCGCAUGGAGAUAUAGCGGAGUCCCACGGAGGGGAUAAGAGCUACACUAUCCCACUGUUACAGAGGAUACCACAGUGUCGCGCGUGGAUUAAUUUGUAUUUUUAUAUAUUUUUUCCGUUCUGGACAUUGGAUUUUACGGCGUUUCGCUCCUGUAAUGUUUAAGGAUCCUACAAAGGCUGUCGUUCUCCAUCCCUGUUGGACGGCAGCGGCUGGUCUGAAUACGGAGCUGAAUUAAAGAGAAACCAGGAUUUAGGCCCCCGGGCCAGGGGACCCCUGAAGGAAUGCUAGCAGCCAUGCUGCGCCAGAGCUCCGGUGGUGGAGCCGGAUCGGGUGGUGGCAGCGGGGGUGUCGGUGGAAGUAAACUCUCUCUAGGCAUCUCUCGCCUCUCUAGCUCCAGCUUGGGUUCGGGCGGCAGCUCCUCCAGGUUAACCAAGACCAACUCGGUCAGCUCUGACAACCAAGACGCGGCCCCUUCGGACCCGCACUACAUCAUGCAGCUUGUCAGCGACGUACGCAAGUUUGCAGACGUGCUUCUGCAGCUCAAAGAGGUGUUUAACUCCAAAGAGCACCAGGAUUGCCUUCAUCAGGCAGUCCAUGAGCGACUCGGCGAGCUCCUGCGAGUCCUGAAGGCCAUCAUCAAGAAGCACCAGAGCCUCAACUCUGUGGACAUCCUAAGCAAAGCUGGAACAGUGAUCGCCACUGUCAAAGGUGUUAACUUCAAUGAGGUGAAUGAGGAGAACAAACAGAAGCUUUUUGGUGAGAUCUACUCUGCUAUUGACACAUUGGCGUUCACCUUUGGCAAUGUAGUGUCUGACUUCCUUAUGGGAGAUGUAGAGAAUGGAUCGGUGUUGGGGCUCCCCCUGACUAAGAGAUGUAGGUCUUCUGAGAACCUUUCUGUGGAAUCUGGUGGAUCCGGUCCUGAGAAAGAUGAUCCACCAGGGCCUUCUCCUCCGGUUCGGCCCGAAGAAGUGGACAGGACCCUGCAGCGACAGGACAGCGGAGUGGAGUCAGUGCUGCUCUAUGCCAAGGCGUGGUCCAAGUACACCAAGGAGCUCCUGGCAUGGGUGGAGAAAAGGCUUAGUGUGGAUAUCGAGUGUGCCAAAAGUUACGCCAAAAUGGCAGAAACUGCCAAGACGCUUGCAAGUCAGCAGGAGUUCAUGCCGUUCCACGAGACGUACACCACUGCCUUCAAAAACGACAUUGAAUACAGUCAGCUGGUACUUCAAACCGCAGCAGUACUCCAAAGCAACAAAUUUGUCCAGCCUCUCCAGGCCAGAAAGAAUGAGCUGGACAAACUACGGAAAGAGGUCAAAGAGCAGUGGCAGAGAGAGCAGAAGAAAAUGCAAGAGGCAGAGAGCGCUCUGAGGAAGGCCCGGCUGCUGCAGGCCCAGCGGCAGGAGGAGUACGAGAAGGCCAAGGUGAGCACCAGCCGCCUGGAGGAGGAGCAGAUAGCAGGAGGAGGGAGCGCAACUGCAGCCAAGCAGCUGGAGAAGAGGAGAAGGCUGGAGGAGGAGGCCCUGCAGAAGGCGGAGGAGGCCAGGGAGCACUGCAAAGCCUGCCAGGUUGAUGUGAGCGUGAAGAGAGUGGACCUGGCUAACACCAAGAGUGAAAUCAUCACUCAGAUCAGAGAAAUGGUCUCCCAGUGCGACCUCACCCUCAAAGCUGUCACCGUCAACUGGUUCCAGCUCCAGCAGGCCCAGGUGGUGUCUUUACCCAUCAACCACCAGAGUCUGUGUGAAAAUGCCAAGCAGUACGAACCGGGCCAGCGUUACAUCGAGUUCGUCAGGAGUUUGCCGGCUGACGGGCCUCGCCUGGAGACGCAGUCGUCGGAUUCAACUGUCACUCAUAACGCCUGGCUGCCUUUAAACAAGCGUUCUCUGAGCGGCAGCCACUCGUCUCACAGCAAUCUGUCGCAGAUGUCCGUCACCUCUGACGUUCUGGGUGGGGAAGACGUGGACGGUCAAAGCAGUAGCCAGCACGCCAAAAUAGCAGAGAGACGCUCCAAUGGAGGCACUGAUAUCCAAGCACUUCGAAUCCAGGGUCCCUUUCGUCCCUGGGCUUCAGCCAGUCAGGGCGGAGGGAUGUGCAGCGACACAGAGAGCGCUGGAGGGAGCAGCGAGUCACGCUCCAUGGACUCCCCCACUGCAAGUCCAGGGGAUUUCAAGAGAAGGUUGCCAAGAACUCCCUCUACGGGUACCAUGUCGUCUGCUGAUGACCUGGAUGACAGAGAGCCCCCCUCCCCGCUGGAUAACGGUUUAAGUGAGAUGAUAAUAGAGACAGCCAGCUCCCCAGGACCAUUCAGAAACACCCAGAUGUCCAAAGCAGCUCAGACACACAAGCUGAGGAAGCUUCGCGCUCCGUCCAAAUGCAGAGAAUGCGACAGUCUGGUUGUGUUUCAUGGAGCAGAGUGUGAGGAGUGUUCCCUGGCCUGUCACAAGAAGUGCCUGGAAACCCUGGCCAUCCAGUGCGGCCAUAAGAAGCUGCAGGGCAGGCUUCACCUGUUCGGCAUCGACUUCACCCAGACCGCCAAAAACACCCCUGAUGGCGUCCCCUUCAUCAUCCGCAAAUGCACAUCUGAAAUAGAGAACAGGGCGCUUAAUAUCAAGGGGAUCUACCGCGUGAACGGUGCCAAGUCCCGGGUGGAGAAGCUGUGCCAGGCGUUUGAGAAUGGCAAAGACCUGGUGGAGCUGUCUGAACUGUACCCCCACGACAUCAGCAACGUUCUCAAGCUCUACCUGAGACAGCUUCCAGAGCCGCUCAUCCUGUUCCGUUACUACAACGACUUCAUCGGUUUGGCCAAGGAAUGCCAGAGUAUCAUCGUGGAAGAACUUGAAGCCCAGCGGCUCAGUCCAGAAAGCAUCACAUCCACCCAGGUCAGCGUGGAGCUCAACAGGGCGUUGUUCAAAAUCAAGGAUCUGCUGAGACAGCUGCCUCCGCAGCAUUACAAGACCCUGCAGUUCCUCAUAGAGCAUCUUCACAGGGUGAGCGAGUGUUCGGAGGAAAACAAGAUGACUGCCAGUAACCUCGGCAUCAUCUUCGGCCCAACGCUGAUCAAGCCGAGGCAGGCGGACGCUGAGGUUUCCCUCUCCUCGCUGGUGGAUUACCCCUACCAGGCACUUAUUGUGGAGCUUCUAAUCCGACACUACCAGAUGAUUUUCGACACCCCCCUCAGCCCUCUGCGUCACACCUCAGCCACAGAGGCGGAUUCUCACCCCCGCCUCAGCCAGCAGGAGAAGGAGCAGCUGAGCAGACACUCCAAGUCGCUGGGAGACAUCAAAGAGCAGAGCUCAAAGGUGUUUAAGAGGCAUUCCUCUGUAAUUCCUUCUGCGCACUUAUUGGCUGAGGUACAGGAGACCGCAUCAACGCUCGAUGGAAGUGAUUUUGAACCCGGAGACGAGGUGGACUCGGCGACUCUUAAUGGGAUGCUGUCAUCAAGCGUCCCUGAGAUCCCCAAACCCGGGGAGAAGGGUCUCUGCCGCUCCCAGAAGGUCACUGUCAGCAGGGUCCAGCUGCGACACCCCCGCAGCAAACUGUCCUCCCGGCCAAUGAGCAUGCCGGCCGAGCGGGUUCUCGGCCGAGGCCAGGUGGAUGAGAACAACACCCGGAACAGCGCCACCUGGGAGAACAAGAAGGGAGGUAGCUGCGACCAGUCCAUCGAAGAGGUGGACGAGACUGAGAAUACCAAACUGCGCGCCGGCGCUCAUUACAGGAGCACAUUCAUCGACACGCAGACGCUGAGGAGAACAUGGGACAAACAGUAUAAAUACGAAGUGGCCUCCAGAGCCGCCAGGCUGGCAGCCAGCUCCCCUUCUGAAAGCUCAGAGCUGGACGGCAGCAGCUUAUCGUCGUCUGUGCCGUCUGCGUUAAACCUCGGGACGGCAGGGACCACCAUCAGCACCAUAUACCCCAACAGACCGUACACGGUGGCGGUUCGACCCAGCAGGACUCUAAAGAGGGAGGACAACGUGUCAAAGAACAGCACGAUCGCCACAGUUUUCAGAGCUCCAAGGACUCUGCAGCCUCCUCCAGGAACCUUCUACAAGCCUCCUUCUAGGAGCAAAGCCAAGGGGCUGCAGAGCUGCAAGUUAGCUAACAGCGCUGAGGAGGAAGAAGACGAGGAGGAUGACGACGACGAGGAUGAGGAUGAUGACGAGGAGGAGGAGGAACUGGGCAUUGAAAUAGAGGUUUCAGUAGACGAGCCUCUGGAGGAAGCCGACCAGGCGUCCAUGUCUCAGUCCCCCAGCUCCAGCCCUGAAGAAAUGGGGCCAAACCAGACCAAACCAGUAUACCAGAGACUGCGGCCGCGGCGCCUCCAAGAGGUAGAACACAGAGAGGCUCAUUUUGUCUGAAACUUCUGAGCUGUGAGCUAAAAUAGGCUGCGCUUGAAGCCCAAUGAGUUCCAUAUCAUCCCAAAAAAGGAGAAGAUGCUGGAAGCAGCAGAGAUAUUCAUCCCCAAAUAAACAGGACGCACUUAAACUACUACAGAUACUUCAAUCCUUAUCCCGUCACUCGCUCAGAACACCAUAUUUAUAAUUUCUAUAAAACUGUGCAAUUAUGUUUUUAUAUAUAUAUAUAUAUAUUUUGUACAAAGUUUCUACAGAUUCAUUAUGGAUGUUUGUUUUAAUGCCAAAAAAGUUGGGUGGGAAUCAUUGGAUUAGUGCUAAUAAUUGAAAGUACAACACUGAAAACAAUCCAGUGCACUUAAACCCGACAUGAAUACUCUUCUGCAGAUCCGAUGGAGCUGUGUUUUAUCUACUGUGAGAAGGAGUGUUUUAAUCUGUUACAAGAAGGUUAUUGCUCUAAUGAUUUGUGUAUAAAGCUGGUGAAAUACUGCAGACAUCCACAUUUGAUAGUGGAGUUCUGUAAAGAGAAAGGAUCGCAGAAGCUAGUGAUCCUUUUGCUUUUACAUUUUUAAACUUGGAUGAUGCCAACUUGUCUGACAAGUUUUUGCUUUGUGUUUUUUUUUACAGUUGCCACUAAUUUGUUUUUCACUUUUUUUUUUAUAUCACCUCGAAAGUUUAAUAGCCAAAGCUGUAUUUUUACAAAACGUAGUCGUAUCAGUAACACAGACCUUACAUGUUCAUUGUAAUAGGAAGAACACCCUUUUAUUUAAGCAGUUUUUAUUUUCUUUGUAACGUUCAUGUGUAAUAAAAUGUUCAAAGGUUCAUUUGUAAAAAGAAAAAAAAAGGAGAAAAAAACAGGUACAUUUAAACAA
Cyprinodon variegatus (sheepshead minnow) is the source of this 5240-nucleotide messenger RNA. RefSeq names its product rho GTPase-activating protein 29-like (gene arhgap29a). Gene Ontology annotation, biological process: activation of GTPase activity; signal transduction. Gene Ontology annotation, molecular function: GTPase activator activity. The coding region runs from base 307 to 4374 and encodes 1355 amino acids. The transcript has 23 exons. The record is from RefSeq and is a predicted model, not a curated record. Lineage: Eukaryota; Metazoa; Chordata; Actinopteri; Cyprinodontiformes; Cyprinodontidae. Gene Ontology annotation, cellular component: cytoplasm.